Molecule: messenger RNA, 2490 nt
Organism: Exaiptasia diaphana
Lineage: Eukaryota; Metazoa; Cnidaria; Anthozoa; Actiniaria; Aiptasiidae
Product: Meckel syndrome type 1 protein
Exons: 23
Coding region: 1-1737 (578 amino acids)
Biological process (GO): cilium assembly
Cellular component (GO): MKS complex
Source: RefSeq, a predicted model, not a curated record
AUGGCGGAUUUUCUUGAAAAUGUUGAAGUUGGACAUUAUCGGUCRUUAGACUUACCAAAAAACUUUGCAUUGAAAGUUAAACUUCGCAAAACAACGGCAAGUUUUCUCCCAGAGUUCAACAUUGGCUCGCAACAAGGCAUUAACGCUGAUGAUGGUGCCGAAGCUGCUGGAGAGGCUGUCGAAAUGCCAGAAAUUGGACGAAAUCGAUCACAAAAUAAAGGUUUAUCAAAAACAGAUGAAGAAACAGAAGAGUUUAUAUUUCACUGGCAGCAAAAAGCAUUUUCUCAGCUACUUGGCUAUGGCUACAUAGUUGACAGUCAGAAUCCAACUAUCAGUCUCCCUGUUGCCAAUGCAUCCAACCUCGUUACUAGUGGAUUGGAAAGACAUUAUGUAGAGGAAUGCAAAAAGAUCAGAUCAAGAGGAGGACGUCCUAAUAAACGCUUAUUUUCAUACGUCGAUCAUGAUACAUUUGUUAAUCUUGACGAGGAAACGCGCACCUUAACAACAUCCCCAACAGAGAAGCCAUCUUUUUUAGUGGARAAAAUGUUAAAUGUUAGAAGAAGAAACAUCACCUCUAGAAGACUGGAUAGAAGAAAUCGACCUGGUGGUUUUACACAUCAUGUGAACCCGGUAACGACAUAUGAAUCAGAAGUGACCAAAUCAUCAGCUCAUGUUCUUAGUACUCACUAUAGRACAAUGCACAUCAUGGCAGACCUUGCUGUAGAUACCAAUACAAGUACUGAGGCUGAUGAAUAUACGCUUUGUUCAAUCAAGUUUGACAUAAAUGGACAGAUAUUUUUAAAACCUGACUGUAAUCAUGGCGAGCUUCCAUAUCGUAUUGAGACCCACACUGAUUCCAGAGACGUAUAUGAGUAUACUAUAGAACAUUGUUCMACACAAAUGACAAGUGAACAGCAAGAACAAGAAAUGAAAAGCUUUAAUGAGCUCUAUAACAGGCAUGCAUUGUUUCUUGUAUCUCAAGUUGGAAUGGAUUUUGACUAUGUGCCUGAGGCAGGAGUUCUAAAAAUGGAAUUACUUGGUGAAAUUGUGUCUGCUAAAGGAUUUGAUUAUGAUGGAUUGUAUAUUCAUUUCUUUCUUGAAUUACCACAAGAAUGGACCUCGGAUUGUGGACCAUACCUUUCAGGUGUUACUCAAACUUGUUUUACCAAAUGCAGUGGAAAAGAUAACGUUGCUUACUUCAGUUUUCCUUUUGACUUUUCGUUGAUAUACAAAGAAAAGGAAGAAUCGGACGAUUUUAUCCGAUGGCCAGUGCUUUUUAUCGAGGUUUUAUCCUUGGAUAGUUGGGAAAGACACCGUACGGAAGGGUAUGGCAUGAUAACCAUUCCUAACCAACCUGGAAUUCAUGAAAUAACCGUCAAUACUUGGCGACCUAUUGGRAAUGGAACUGUCCCAGAACUUAGACGAUUUUUUAUCGGUGGUUCCCCAGAACUUGAAGACCCRACAUAUCCUCAACAGCCCGUCGCAACAGAGGAAAAAGUACUUAGUAAGUUUUACUUUCGAACUGUAACUUCUGGAAGUGUUACAAUACGUCUCAACGUAAUUCAGCAAUGCCAAGAAUUUAUGGAAUCUAAAAAAGCCAAAAAGAGAACGCGAACUAUCCUCGAUCGUUUAGGAGGUUUGAGCGCUUUGGAUUCUCUAGGUCAAGUUAUGGACGCGUUUCAGCGAGCCCGUCAGAGAAUGGUCGCAGCAAGAGAGGGAUUACCGAUUGUCAAGUAGUUAUUUGACCUGCAAGGUAUCCGUGUUUUGUAUCCGACAACGUAAAUUACGCAUGCUCUGUUGAUUUCAUAUAACGGCAAGAGUCCUGUUCAUUUGAGUCAAUCUGGUUUUGCCGAAUAGGUGGAGACGGGAAAAUUUGAGUCGAACACGAUAAGAAAAGUUGUGGGUUAUCCCGGGAUACUUGAGCCGGUAUAUUUAGUACUGUAUGAAAAUAGAGGCUCCUCCUUGAAUUCCUAGCCAUACUGACAGCUCACACUUGAAAAAGCCCUUGAAAAUAGAAAAAUCCUUAAAAGCCUCUCUGCUGAAAUACUCCUUGAAUCUAAUGAAAUUGACAUGCUGCCUUUUAACAUUUUGAAAAAACGCCGACAGAAAUAUUCACAUAGAGCAAAGAAAAUUUUCAAAAAUAGGCCUUAAGAUUUGUGCUUAUAAAGUUCUUGGAAAUUCCUGGAAUUUGUAAUUAAAAUGCAGCACGAAUCCUUGCAGCAGUUCAUACAAGUCCAACUGGAGGACAAAACAAUAGAUUCUAGUUCCCAUAAGAGGGCAAAAAUCUUYUGUUUUGUCGUCCAGAUGAAGGUGCUUUUUCGUCACAUGCAAGGGGUUUUAACAUUACUGAAUGGGUCGCUGGUAAGAAUGUUAUUGUACAGAAAUGUAAAUAUGAUAAAAGAUUUAUAUUUUGAGCGCAUCAACAUGAUGCUUGUAUUAUAAUGUUUUUAGUGGUAUUAAAUUAAACGAAAUURAUAUAAUCAAAGCUAC